Pichia membranifaciens NRRL Y-2026 is the source of this 2628-nucleotide messenger RNA. RefSeq lists its product as hypothetical. Lineage: Eukaryota; Fungi; Ascomycota; Pichiomycetes; Pichiales; Pichiaceae. Gene Ontology annotation, molecular function: protein binding. The transcript has a single exon. The record is from RefSeq and is a predicted model, not a curated record. Bases 1 to 2628 code for a protein of 875 amino acids.
AUGACUGUUCCAGAACUCUCCACAAUGGUCACUGCUACACCAACGCUGACACCUAUCCAAGAAAAAGCGAUUUUUGGGGUGGAUGUACCCCAGUACUUUGAGGUUGUCAACAAUGGAACGUCGCCGGAGGAUAUUCUGGAUUCUACACUAGCCGUGAUGAAGAAGAUCAAGGAAGGGGACAAAGAGCUCAUUAUGUCGUGGAUGAAAACAAAGGUCAUUACUAAUCAAUUUGACUACGCCAUCUUGGUAUCUCUCUUGUCACGUUAUCAACAACAAAAUCACGACGAUGCCAUUAUCACCAAUGAAUUGGUGAUGAACAAACUUUCUUCUGUUGAACUGAGGUCUCUGCCCUCAUUUUCGAAUAUCAUGGCAUGGGAUGCGCUAGAUAAUAUUUCGACCUUUUUCAGUGAAACGACAUUCAAGCUUUGCACCGAUAUGGAGUCCUUCACUAGCACAUUCAACCAGCUGGCCAAGCAUGACGGUAACUUUACUAAGACUCUCUACUUCUACUUUGCAUUCAACCAUUUCAAAACUGCCCCUUCGAUACUUGAAGCUGUGUCUUCAAAUUUUAGGUCCUUCUUAGAUUCGUCACAAAAGCAAUUAAAGUUCCCUACCGCCAACCAAACCAACGAAAAAGAGAUCGACCCACUGGUGAAGUUGGCAGUCUAUUUGGUGCAAGACAGCACACUACGGACGUAUCUGGACCUUUAUCGUAUUACUAACAAAUACAUUUACGUCACGUAUCAGAAUGUCAGGAUCAUGAAGUUGUGGUGCGUAAACUCGAUAGGACUAGGGUUGCUCGAAGAAGCAAAGGCAACAUUUCGGACUUACUUGAACUACGUGGCCGAUUACAAAAUGAAAAACAAUGAAGAAUAUUAUGAUAUUAUGGAUGUGAUCCAGACUUAUAUUCAAGUUCUUGAAAGCCUGUCGUCCAAUAUGAAAUCAAAUGAAGAGUAUACAGAGCUAAAGAAGUGGUUUAGAGAGGUACAAGAUAUCAUGGAAAUUUUCAGAGCCGUUAUUGGCAAUGAUAUUGCAGUUUUCAACGAUCCUUUGAGAGCUAUUCUAGCUAACGCAUAUUCUUCACUUGCCAAAAUUUAUGAGAACUUUUUGAGAAUGGAAUCCAGCCCUUUCCUCAAGAUCAACGAUCUUCUUGUGAUUGCCGGUCAUGCCGUCGAAACCUUGAGCCGCCAAAACACCGAGCUUAAACUGGAUCCGUCCAAGAUUUCUGACAUUUACUACACAUAUUCAUUCUACCUACAUAAGAGUGGGAACCAUGAGCAAGCGCUUAAGUACUCUAAGCACGCCAUGAAAUACUCGCCUGAUAAUAUCAAGUACAUCAACUACUACGUGAAGUUGUUGUCAAACGAUGAGGAAAAUUUUGAUAACUCCCUAUUGAUUUCCCAGCAAGUGAUUGAGAACUUGACGGAGUUAAUUUCCACCGAGGAUUGCUUGAAGUGGUCAGCACGAAAGAAACGCCAUGCAUUAGAGGCUUACCUCAUUUUUUUGACCUUGUUAGGUGACGCUGCAAUAGAUGCGUUAGCUCCUUUCUUUGCGUUUGUCAAUAAAUUAUUUGGAAAUCAGCACAGCGUCAAUAAUGGAACAGUUGAAGGGCGUAAUACGAACACCAAGAAUACCAGCAACUCCAGAGGAGGCAACAGAACUGCAACGGGCGGCGCUGCUGAUGAUGGUUGUGCGCCAUGCACGCCGAACUCUACCGCCUCGCUGUCAAGCAAUCCCUCUAUGAAGGAGAAGAAGCUCAAAGCAUUGUUGAAUCCGUUGAAGCUCAGAUCCCACGAUCAUCAGGACAUUGACGGCGCUGCCCUGAAGUCGGCCGCCUCGCCUAAGAAGCUUGGGCAAACUCUCCGCAAAUCUUUGCAAGUGAACAGGUUAAACCACAGCAACAGUAAAAGGGAGCUGGGGCAGAAAACCAACGGCGUCUCCAAAACUACGAAUUACGGGUCCCUCACACCGAAGGAAGUCACUCUCUUGCGCACAAUGUGGCUCACUCUAUCGAGAAUCUUCCAGUCAGUAGGGGAUGUAGAAACAGCACUUCAAUGUGUCGACGAAGCAGACAGCUACUCAAUUCCAUCUAUGAUGCUUUCGACCAAGAACAGCAGAAACAAAAACGCAGCAAAUUACCACGAAGACGUCACCGAGGAACAAAUCCACCGGGCAGCUAUUGAGGCACGCCGCGGGUGCAUUUACGCCGGAAGCGAAUCGCCUGAACUGAGAGAAAUGGGCAAGACCUCUCUUUUGGAAGCUAUCAGUAUCGUUGAGGCUGCCGGUGGUGUCAGACAAUGGCCACAGAACGAAACUAUCACCGCCGCAGAGACGAUUCUGGGUCUCACGCAGCUCUCUCUCAAGGUGCUAGAGGGCGUUUUCGAAAGCAAGCACACGCACGAGUACACUACUUGUCUGGCCCGCUGCAGAAAGCAUCUAGAACUCCUACUGGCUACCGUCAGCUGGGGUGACGAUGCUCGUGGCUGGUUGGUUCUUGGUGAGGUGUAUGGUCAGAAAUACAUGCUUACCCACGACAGCGAGAAUGUUGCAGUGGCCCAACUCGGCGUGAUGGAAGAGAAAUGUGUGCUGCAAGGGGUGCACGGAUGGCACGGUCUUCAAAUUUUGUAA